Molecule: messenger RNA, 1554 nt
Organism: Corythoichthys intestinalis (scribbled pipefish)
Lineage: Eukaryota; Metazoa; Chordata; Actinopteri; Syngnathiformes; Syngnathidae
Gene: krt94
Product: keratin 94
Exons: 8
Coding region: 72-1298 (408 amino acids)
Cellular component (GO): cytoskeleton
Molecular function (GO): structural molecule activity
Source: RefSeq, a predicted model, not a curated record
CGCUAGCAAACUCCACUCCUGGUUCAAGCGCUUCAGCUCCUCUCGUCUCCUCUCUCCAAAGAAUCGCAGCCAUGCAGUCCAGCUACAGUAUCUCCGGCGGACCCGUCAUGAUGAGCAGGCAGAGCUACAGCUACUCCUCCCGAGCGGCGCCUAAGGCUCAGAGCUUGUCCGGAUUGAGCUUCAGAGGCCCUCGCAUCUCCUCUUCCACCAUGCACAGUGUCUCAUCUGGGUUCGGUGGUGGCUACGGAUCGGCCAGCUUUGACCUGUCCAACGCCUUGGACCAGAAUGCCAUUCAGUUGAACGAGAAGGCCACCAUGCAGAACCUGAAUGACCGUCUGGCCACCUACCUGGAGAAGGUGCGCUCUCUUGAGGCUGCCAAUGCCAAGCUGGAGAAGCAGAUCAGAGAGUACUACGAGCAGAAAGGGCCCGCAGCUGAGAGGGACUACAGCAACUACUGGGCCAUUAUCAAUGACCUAAAGGACAAGAUCAUGGCCGCCACCAUCGGCAAUGCCAACAUCCUCCUCCAGAUUGACAACUCCAAACUGGCUGCUGAUGACUUCAGAACCAAAUAUGAGCAUGAGCUGAUGAUGCGCCAGUCUGUUGAGGCCGACAUCGCCAACCUGCGCCGCCUGCUCGACCAGACUACUCUGACCAAGUCCGACCUGGAGAUGCAGAUCGAGGGCCUGCAAGACGAACUGGCCUACCUCAAGAAGAACCACGCAGAGGAGCUGGCAGCCAUGCGAUCACAGCUGUCCGGCACAGUCAAUGUGGAAGUUGACGCCGCACCCCAACAGGACCUCAACAAAAUCCUGGAGGAGAUCCGCGCCCAGUAUGAGAAUAUCACAGAUAAACACCGCCGCGACCAGGAGGCUUGGUUUAAUGAGAAGUCGGCUGCCUUGACAAAGGAGGUGACAAUCAGCACAGAGACCAUCCAGACAUCCAAGACAGAAAUCGGAGACCUGAGACGUACGCUGCAGAGCCUGGAGAUUGAGCUGCAAUCUCAACUCAGCAUGAAAGGGGCGUUGGAAAACACGUUGGCAGAGACAGAGGCUCGUUACAGCGCCAUGCUCGCCGGCUUCCAGAACACAAUCAACAUGCUAGAGGCAGAACUAGCCAAUGUACGUGCCAGCAUUGAGCAACAGGGCCAGGACUACAGGAUGCUGCUGGACAUCAAGACCAGGCUGGAGCAGGAGAUUGCAACAUACAGAAGCCUUCUGGAUUCAGAGGAAUCCAGACCAAUUGGUUCAGGGAGCUCUAAGACCACAGUCACAACCACCACUGUGCGCACUUCCAGCUAAAAGGCUACAAGGUCCAGCCGUCAAGACAGAGAACACGUGCACACACAUACACACAUUGUGAAAGAAAAGCUGUUACACCUGUUCAGAGAAAUGAUGUCAAAAAGAAAACUGUCCGAAAAUGAACGUUGAAGGAUGUGCUUACGACCGAGAGGAGACGAAAGGUUAUGCUAAAGUUCAUAAAUGAAGACAUCUGUAUGUAUGUGUUUACAAGUGCUGUCUAAAAAAAUAAAUAAAUAAAACUGCUGGCGACCAAAAA